This is a messenger RNA of Anopheles bellator, 1660 nucleotides long. RefSeq names its product UDP-glucosyltransferase 2-like. The record is from RefSeq and is a predicted model, not a curated record. Gene Ontology annotation, molecular function: UDP-glycosyltransferase activity. NCBI's taxonomy places the organism in Eukaryota, Metazoa, Arthropoda, Insecta, Diptera, Culicidae. Bases 12 to 1613 code for a protein of 533 amino acids. The transcript is spliced from 2 exons.
UCGCAUCAAAGAUGCGACUACAUUCGGUUUUGUGCGGAGCUGCGUUCAUCCUGUUCUUCGCGCUAGUAACGGUCAGCGAUGGGCAUAAGAUUCUGUUUCUUGCCCCAUUUCCCGGGCCGAGCCACUGGCUGAUGAUGAAGCAUUUCAUUCGCGCACUGUCCGAGCGCGGACACGAAGUAACGACCAUUACGGCAUUCCCGUUCGGGGAACCGUUGCCAUCGCUCUACAAUGAAGUGCUUAUCGAUCCACCGUAUCCGAUUCGGAAGACGUUCCCGGUUGAGAGUCUGUUCGAGGCGAGCCAAUCAAGCGAUUUCACCAAGCUCGCCAUGUACUGGGACCUCGGUAUCAACACAAGCCGCCACGGGCUCGAAUCGGAACCCGUCCGCCAGUUUAUCAACCGACGUGAUCUCACCUUCGACCUGAUCCUCGCAGAGCAGUUCUUUCAAGAAAGUUGGCUCAUGUUCGCCCACCAAUAUGGUGCCCCGAUCGUUACCAUUAGCACGUACGGGUAUUCGGACUUUUUCGACCGCAUCAUGGGCCUACGGACGCCACUGUCUUUCGUGCCUCACAUGGUCUUCUCGUACGAAGACGAUAUGACCUACCAGCAGCGUGUGUACAACGUCAUCGUUUCGAUGUACGAUGCAUUCUGCCGCAGAUAUUACUAUCUACCGGAACAGGAUCGGUUGGCGGCGCAAGCCUUUGGUUCCAUAGCGGGCACUGGAACGCUGCCCAGCGUGGCAGACCUGGAACGAUCAAUCUCCCUGAUACUGGUCAAUAGCCAUCCGAUUCUGAGUCGCCCAAGACCCUCGAUUCGCGGACUGGUCGACAUCGGGGGAGCGCACAUCCGUCCGGCACGACCGCUGGAUCCGGAGUUGCGCGCGUUCAUCGACGGGGCAGGGGCGCAUGGGGUCAUCUACUUUUCGCUCGGUGCGUACAUGCAGAGUUCGGUCAUGCCGGAAGAGAAGCGUCGAACGAUCCUGAAAGUAUUUGCCAGCCUACCCCAGCGCAUCAUCUGGAAGUUUGAAAGCGAUGGGCUGCUGAAGGACGUGCCAUCGAACGUGCUGAUACGCAAGUGGGCUCCGCAGAACGACAUCCUGGCGGAGAAGAACGUGCGCCUGUUCAUCUCACACGGCGGUCAGUUUGGAACGUUCGAAACGAUGCACCAUGGCGUUCCGACACUGUUCAUACCAUUCUUUGGUGAUCAGCAACGAAACGCGGACCGAGCGAUAAGGGCCGGGUUUGCGCGAAAAAUGGACUUCAACUCCAUCACCGAGGACACGUUCGGAGGUAACAUUCGGGCACUGAUCGAGGACAAGCGAUACUACGAGCAGGCAAAGAAAGUGGCUGCCCUGUUCACGGACACGCUUGUCGAUCCGAUGGAAGAGUCGAUCUUCUGGAUCGAGUACGUGGCCCGACACGGCGGAGCACCGCACCUGAAGUCUCGAGCCGUGAAUCUGAGCUGGUUCACGUACUACAACUACGAUUUGGUGGUUGUCCCCUUCGUGCUGCUUCUCCUGACGGUCUAUUGGCUACAAAAACGAUUCCGACCCAUAGCUCAAAAACCCCAAGAAUCCAAAGGAAGCCAGAGAAAAUCUCGCGAAACAAAGCGCUAGAAUCAUUUGCAAUAUUUCAGGUAAAAAGCUGGCGAAAUAAAAUGUGU